AUGAAAGUCGACUCGUUUGCGCUCGCUGGGGUCUACGGGAUGUUCUUGUCCCUGCUGAUCCUUACAGGAAACUUUACGGAGACUUUUCUUGUCACCUUCUGCCGAGAACCUAAGUACACCCUGGGGAACUUUGGUCAAGUGUGGGCCAACUGGCACGCGGUCGGCUGUGCCUAUCUUGGGCUGACAAACUUGUGGGCCUUUCUCAAGGCUGAGAGUCUUCAAAGUCCGACGAAGCAGCUGGUUGCUUUCAACUCGGCCUUCAUCUACGGCACUUGGGCCCUUCAGAACACGUACUACUGCAUCUUCCGCGCAGACCUCUUCACGCCGUGGAUGUGGCUAAAUGCAGGAGGAUGUGCAGCCGCUGCUGCUUUGAGCCUCCAUGAUGGGGUGGCUGAGAAGACAGCUGAAGACCAUGAGAAGACAUACCAACCCCUGUCUUGA
Molecule: messenger RNA, 441 nt
Organism: Symbiodinium sp. CCMP2456
Lineage: Eukaryota; Dinophyceae; Suessiales; Symbiodiniaceae
Source: the annotation of a GenBank genome assembly